UCCAUGCGUAAGCUAAUGUCACAUUAAUUCAUGUCAUUUCAUUAUACCUUCAGACAGAUAAGUAACCCGUUUGAGCUGAAUUUCCUGUUCUUGGAUAUAAAGCAGUCAACAAAAUGUAGGAGGCAGAAGUUAAAAUGAUUGACUUUACAGCAAUUGCACUGACAUGAAGCAUGUUCUUAGAUAGAAAGAAAUUUCUUUACAAACAGACAAACAUACUAGAUGAACAAAAUACUAAAGAAAGUCUGGACUGACAGAGUACAAGUACACUCUGCAAUGAGUAUUUCGAUGUCUCACUAGUAAAGAUGAAGACUAGUAGUUGCUUCUUUUUAUUACAAGAAACCUAAAUGAACAAAAUGAGUGGAAAUCCGAGAAAACGACCAAGAAAUGUCUCAGAUGAUGUUGACAUCACAAGAUGCAUUAUCUGCCAAAAUGAAACAAAAUAUCCAACAACUGGCACUGAAAGAGGCAGGAUAGCCAUUCAAGAAGCUGCUGAGAUACGAAAGGAUAUAGUUCAUGAUAGACUGCUGAGAUUAGACAAUAACAAUUUUGUUUAUCAUGUCACAAAUUAUUGUUAUAAGUCAUAUACACAUAAAAAAUCAUUGCUUAAUUUAUCAAACGAUAGCACGUCUACUAAAACUGACGAUAAUAAUAAAAAUACAUCAACUCGAAUACAUCGUUCUGAUGCCAAACCAAGAAGCAAGUCACUUAUAAAGGAAAGUCAUUAUAAGACUGUAUGUAUUGUAUGUUGCCAAAUAAGAUAUAAAGGUAAGCAUGACAAAUCAAGGAUUUCAGACAGUUCCAUGGCCAGAAAUUUUCUAAAGGCUACCGUUUCCAUGCAAGAUGAUGUGUUUUUACGCACAUGUGAUUUACAAGAUGAACAUUCAGUGUUUGGCGCAAACUUGUAUUACCAUAAGCUUUGCAUGCUAAAUUACUUUAGACGAUACGAUGAUACGAGGACUACAUUGGAGUUAGGUGAUAACCGGAAUUCACUUAGACAGAGGUUAUUUAGUACAUGUGUCAGUGACUUGGAAGAAAAAAUACAAUCUAAAAGCACAGUUUCCCUAAGCGAUUUGAGGGACCAUUUGAACAAAUCACUGCCUGCUAAUCAAAUAAAAUUUAGUAACAGACAAUUGAGGAUGAUGAUAUAUGAUCAUUUUGGUGAAGAUAUUUAUAUCACUAGGGGAUCAAGAAUUUACGAAUCUGCCAAGGUAAUAUCAGCACAAAAUGCAGUAGCAACUACAGAUGUUGACCCGAAUAAUAUCCUAAAGCAAUGUGCACAAGUUCUUCGUGAUGAAGUCUUAAAAACUGAUUUUGAUCUGUGUGAUAGAUUCUGCGACUCAAAUGAACUUAAAGAUUCUUGGGACAACACAAAGAUUCCUACAGCAUGGCACAUAUUCUUCGGUACUCUCUUUAAGAUCGACAAACAAACUAAACGAAGACGGGGUUCAAAAUAUCACAAAAUAUCUACCGAUUGUGGUACCGAUGCUGUGAAUGAUAAAUGUGGAAACAGUAUUGACAACGACACAUCUAAUGAUUCUGACAUCGGGGAUGAGAAUGAAACACUCGAUAGUGCUAACGGAAACCAUGAUGACGAUGAUGAUUAUGAUGAUGAGGUAGAGGAGGAGGAUGACAAUGUCGACGCUAAUGUUGAUGAAAAUGAUGAAACCAUUCACGACCAUGAUAUUUCUACAGAUGAUGUGAUAGAUAGAGCGAGAAGAGAAGAAAAAAAAGAUCACAGAGAGAGAAAAACAACCAGAAUGAAGGCACUUUUUCAAGUGAUCUUUUUCAACCUGCACAAUGGCAGAAAAAGAACUCCGUUGCACAUAAUGAAUGCACAAUCGAUACAUGACAAAUGCAAAAACAACACUGAUAAAGACAUGCCACAUAUGAAGACAACGAUCCAGUCAAUACCUUCCUGGAGUGCGUUUAAUUCCCUCAUGUCAAAAGCUGAUGUGCCGGAAAUGACAGUUGGAUUUCUGCCAGUAAUCCCAUAUCCUGUCACUGAUUACCAGACCAUAAACACUGCCUUAAAGAACUUCCAGAAGGUAUUAGUACAACUUGACCAAAAGAAUCUCCCUGUAACAUGCGAUGAAGCAUCCUUCAAUUACGUGGACUGCAGGAACUUUGGAUCCGUGCAGGAAUAG
Dreissena polymorpha is the source of this 2144-nucleotide messenger RNA. RefSeq lists its product as uncharacterized. The coding region runs from base 345 to 2144 and encodes 599 amino acids. The transcript is spliced from 6 exons. NCBI's taxonomy places the organism in Eukaryota, Metazoa, Mollusca, Bivalvia, Myida, Dreissenidae. The record is from RefSeq and is a predicted model, not a curated record.